AAACAUGUCCGUCAAAAUGGCGGACAAACUUUUGAUAGCUGUUUGUAUAUCGUUAUUUCCUUGGGUAAGGGCGAACCCCACAGGCUGUGUGGCGAAGCCCGGAAACCUGGAUUCCACCAUACCGACUCAGUGUACCUAUGGGUCAUUCUCAACGCCUUUGUCUCAUUCUUCCUUUACAACCCUGUCAUGGCAGAGACUGGAGUUUGUGGAAUAUCAGAGCUCAUUUCAAUCCAGUCAGUUUACAGGAUUUUCAAGUGCUUCAACUUCCGGAUUUAGUCCUAAAUUUCCUCAUACAAUAACUAUCAAAUGCAAAUCAGGAAUUUCUACCUUUUCUUUCGGUGCCAAUGCGUUUUCGCAGUUUCCAAACGCACAAGAAGUAGCUAUUAUAAACUGUCCCAUCACAUCCUUCCCAGCCUCCGUAUUUAACGGAUUGACCUUGAGUAAGCUGACCAUUCAAGGCGGGAAAAUAACCUCAAUAAACGCGGGAACGUUCACAGGACUGACAAUCUCCAAAAUGAACAUCACGGCAGAGGAGAGUGGAAUCAUCAUAAGGGAUUGUCCAAUCACAGGUACCCUACCCGACGGCCUGUUUGGGUCGCUACCAUCUUUGGAAUACCUUAUCAUGGAGAGAACCAGUCUAGAUUAUAUUGCACCAACCACAUUCACCAACUUGACUAGUCUUCACUAUCUUAGCUUGGCUAAUAACGACUUGACAAAUAUUACUUCGGGAAUCUUCGAUGAGCUACGAGCACUCACUGAGGUUAAUAUGGAGGGAAACAAUUGGGCAUGUUCUUGUGACAAUCUCUGGUUCCUAGAUUACAGCAUUCAACAGAAUCUCAGGCUUAGUGGUGGCCCACUUUGUGACACACCUACAGAAUAUAAUUAUAAGAAGGCAACAAAGUACUGGAAUGAAGUCUGUCCAAAGUCCAACGCUUGUGAACCCAAUUUAGGUGUCGUUAUGGGUUCAGCUACAUGCAUUCUGAUGGUGGACUUGAUAUGCUAUGGUAUUGUAGUCAUCACAAUCGUCAUAUCUACCAUCGCCCUGAUAAUCAUCUGCAAGGUUCGCAAGGACUUAAAAGAUGUCCAAAAUAGGCUGAAAAACAAGAGGGCCACUUCAUGGGGACGGGUGCAGGAGAUGAUGAAAAAGAAGGAAGCAGGCGGAGGAGGGGCUUCACAGAAACCCCCGUUCCCAACGAAAACUGGAUGGGAAUAA
Saccostrea echinata is the source of this 1213-nucleotide messenger RNA. RefSeq names its product SLIT and NTRK-like protein 2. Bases 5 to 1213 code for a protein of 402 amino acids. Gene Ontology annotation, molecular function: protein binding. The record is from RefSeq and is a predicted model, not a curated record. NCBI's taxonomy places the organism in Eukaryota, Metazoa, Mollusca, Bivalvia, Ostreida, Ostreidae. Gene Ontology annotation, cellular component: extracellular matrix. The transcript is spliced from 3 exons.